Molecule: messenger RNA, 882 nt
Organism: Talaromyces stipitatus ATCC 10500
Lineage: Eukaryota; Fungi; Ascomycota; Eurotiomycetes; Eurotiales; Trichocomaceae
Product: endo-1,4-beta-xylanase, putative
Exons: 3
Coding region: 1-882 (293 amino acids)
Biological process (GO): xylan catabolic process
Cellular component (GO): extracellular region
Molecular function (GO): hydrolase activity, hydrolyzing O-glycosyl compounds; cellulose binding
Source: RefSeq, a predicted model, not a curated record
AUGGGCAUCUCUUCUGUCUUCGUCGCUCUUUCUGCCCUGGUUGCCGGGGGAGCUUUUGCUCUCCCAGCUCCAGAGCCUGUCGCACCGGCAGGUCCAUUCUUCGAGUUGAGGAGUGGAAAUACUUCCUUGUCGAAUUUGGCCCGUCGAGCUGAGCCUGUGAACUACAAUCAAGACUAUGUCGCUGGCGGUGCGAAUGUUCAAUACUCUCCGAAUCAGGGUGCUGGGUCUUUCUCUGUGAAUUACAACACCCAGGGAGACUUUGUUGUUGGACUUGGUUGGCAGCCGGGUGAUGCCAACCCCAUCAACUAUAGCGGCACUUUCUCUGCCCAAGGUGUCGGUAUCCUUGCCAUCUACGGAUGGAGCACCAACCCGCUCGUCGAAUACUACGUUAUGGAAGUCCACGACGGCUACCAAACCGCAGGCACACACAAGGGCACCUUGACCAGCGACGGCGGCACCUACGAUAUCUGGGAGCACCAGCAGGUCAACCAACCCUCUAUCCAGGGCACAUCAACAUUCAACCAAUACAUUUCCAUCCGUCAAAGCCCCCGCACCAGCGGCACGGUCACCAUUCAGAACCACUUCGAUGCCUGGGCCAAUGCUGGCAUGAACCUCGGCACCUUGAAUUACCAGGUCAUGGCCGUCGAGAGCUGGAGUGGUAGUGGCUCUGGACAAAUCUCGCUCAGCAAAGGCACUAGCAGUGGCAGCGGAGGCAACGGCGGUGGCUCCGGUGGCUCCGGUGGUUCUGGUGGUUCUGGUGGUUCAACCACUGGUGCUGCUCAAUGGGGACAGUGCGGUGGUACCGGCUGGACUGGCCCUACUACCUGCCAGUCUCCUUAUACUUGCAAAGUUAUCAACCCUUACUACAGCCAGUGUCAGUAA